Messenger RNA from Seriola aureovittata, 2015 nucleotides. It is a transcript of the gene ears2, whose product is annotated as glutamyl-tRNA synthetase 2, mitochondrial. The transcript has 10 exons. Gene Ontology annotation, molecular function: ATP binding; zinc ion binding; glutamate-tRNA ligase activity. The record is from RefSeq and is a predicted model, not a curated record. NCBI's taxonomy places the organism in Eukaryota, Metazoa, Chordata, Actinopteri, Carangiformes, Carangidae. Bases 238 to 1794 code for a protein of 518 amino acids. Gene Ontology annotation, biological process: glutamyl-tRNA aminoacylation.
CCGGUCUUGUUUCGACGAAGGAUGAAAUUAUUCAAUGGACUAUAAACAUGUGUGACCCAAUCAUUUGCAGCUGUGAUGUGAAGCCUUUUUUGCAGUAAUAGCGUUUAGUUUUUAUUGUCUUGUUGUCGUCUGUUGAAAUGCAGUUUCGGUAACCGUCGCACGGUGCCCGUCACGUCACCGGUGUGACCGUUAAAGCGCGUGCCCUCUCGGUGAAACACCCAGAGACCUUCUGUCAUCAUGUCGUUGUGGCUGAGGUCAUGUCAGCGGUGUUACCUGAACGCCGCUGUCAGAAGAUGCUGCUCCACGGUUCACGGGGAGGUGAGGGUCAGGUUUGCACCCAGUCCCACAGGCUUCCUGCACCUCGGAGGCCUCCGAACUGCUCUCUACAAUUACAUCUUUGCAAAGAAGUAUGGAGGCGUGUUCAUCCUGCGGCUGGAGGACACGGAUCAGAGCAGACUGGUACCAGGAGCAGCAGAGUCCAUAGAGGACAUGCUGGAGUGGGCCGGUAUACCUCCAGAUGAGAGUCCCCGUCGAGGCGGGCCGGUGGGUCCGUACCUUCAGUCUCAGAGAUUAGACCUGUACAGUCAGACAGCCCAGCAGCUUGUCAACAGUGGUCACGCCUACCACUGUUUCUGCAGCCCACAGAGACUGGAACUGCUCAAGAAAGAAGCUUUGAGGAGCGGACAGACUCCAAGAUAUGACAACAGGUGUCGUCACCUUCGGGCCGACCAGGUCCAGGAGAAGCUGGCUCAAGGAACGUCGCAUGUGAUCAGGUUUCGUUUGGACGAGGGCGUCGAGCCUUUUCAGGACCUGAUCUUUGGAUGGAAUCGUCAUGAAGUGGCCCAGGUGGAGGGGGACCCUGUGGUGAUCAAAGCAGAUGGGUUUCCCACCUAUCACCUCGCUAACAUAGUAGAUGAUCAUUACAUGAAGAUCAGCCAUGUUCUGCGGGGGUCUGAGUGGCUCAUCUCCACCUCCAAACAUCUCCUCAUGUAUCAAGCCCUUGGAUGGAAACCACCCACCUUUGGACAUCUGCCGCUCCUGAUGAACAAAGACGGUAGUAAGCUGUCCAAGAGGCAGGGGGAUAUAUUCAUCCAGAGCUUCCAGAGAGACGAGAUCCUGCCGGAGGCUCUGCUGGAUAUCACCACCAACUGUGGAUCUGGAUUCAGCACCAAUCGAAUUGGGAGGAGGAUAGAUGAGCUGAUAUCUGAGUUUAAUCCUUCAAAGAUCACAACUCAUUCGGCCUUGUUAGACCUGGAAAAACUACCAGAGUUCAACAGAAUCCACCUGCAGCAGCGUAUCGAAGACGAGGACCAGUGCGUUCUGCUGAUAAAAGAUCUGCAGGAGCAAAUCCAGCAGGCCUACGCAGCAGAGAUCCAGGAGGAUGAAGUCCUGCAUGAGGAUUAUAUCAGGCGGGUGCUGCAGCUUCGCAAGGGUCACAUAUCCUCCCUGAAGGAGCUUGUGAGUCCUGAUUAUUCCUACCUAUGGGUGCGUCCUUCUGUCUCCAGCCAGCAGGUGGCAGCACUCACUGCAGAAGCCCAGCACAUUGCCUCAUUAGUGUUAAAAUUGAUAGAGGAGCGAGGUGAGGAGCUGACGGUGGAUCAGCUCAGUAAAGAUCUGAAGACUCUGGCUAAACAGACGAAAGCCACAAAGUACAGAGAAGUGAUGAAGCUUUUACGUCUGACUCUCAGCGGUCUGCAGCAAGGUCCCAGUGUAGCCGAGAUGAUGUUGUCUUUGGGGCCUGCAGAGAUCAGCCAUCGAUUCCAGAAACUUAUGCUGCUUUCAGAGACGAGUUAAAGACUGGACCACCUGCCAGCUCGUGGCUGGAUGUCGACCUGAAGACGAGAACUGGUGUUGAGGACGUGGCCUGUAUGUUGAGAGUUAAAUGUUUAACCUCACACUGAUUCUGCCAAAGCUAACUGGGACACAUUUAAAAUGAACUGCACCCCACUGGUCAUAAGUUAAAUAAUACUCGAAUUAUUUGAAAUAUUUUAUAAAACAAUGGAAAACUAAUUUUA